CCCCCACUAGGCGCUUACCAAGUCCCACCAGGCGCUCCACCAGCCCCCACUAGGCGCUUACCAAGUCCACACCAGGCGCUCCACCAGCCCCCACUAGGCGCUUACCAAGUCCCACCAGGCGCUCCACCAGCCCCCACCAGGCGCUUACCAAGUCCCCACCAGGCGCUCCACCAGCCCCCACCAGGCGCUUACCAGCCCCCCCCAGGCACUCCACCAUCCCCCACCAGGCGCUCCCCCAUCACCCACGAGGCGCUCCCCCACUGCCAAGGCGCUCCACCAGCCCCCACUAGGCGCUUACCAAGUCCCCACCAGGCGCUCCACCAGCCCCCACCAGGCGCUUACCAAGCCCCAACAGGCGCUCCACCAGCCCCC
This is a messenger RNA of Volvox carteri f. nagariensis, 372 nucleotides long. RefSeq lists its product as uncharacterized. The transcript has a single exon. NCBI's taxonomy places the organism in Eukaryota, Viridiplantae, Chlorophyta, Chlorophyceae, Chlamydomonadales, Volvocaceae. The record is from RefSeq and is a predicted model, not a curated record. The annotation marks the transcript as partial.